CGUUUCGCUGAGUGGUAUUGGGUAACAUUUCGAUCCACCAAUCACGGAAGAGUUCAUUGAAAGGAGACCUGCUACUGUGCCGUCUUUGUGUUGACAUCUUCGGAGGAUUGAGAGUGUUUGAAUGGAUAUUACCAGGUGCACGGAGAAAUGGGAGAGGCCUCCAACAUCCUCCAUAAUGCUGUCUAGCAAGAAGUCAGACGCUGGCUCCUCUUCCUCCUCCUCUUCAUCUACUGCGGGAGCAGCGGGAGGUGAUAGGGUUCCGGUUUCCGAUGCCCAGACUGGUCCAUCAGCCUCAGCUGCAGGUGCUAUGGAUGCAAAGAAGAAGGAGAGGUCAUCCCCUAGUGGGGAACCUGGAGGAGCCCCUUUGACCCACCAAGCAGGCUCGGGGGCGGCAGACCAAGAUUCAGCUGAAGUUCGCAGGACGAGUCGUCGCAAGCGAGCAAAACAGGUGGAGUACCGCGAGAUGGACGAGAGCCUGGCCAAUCUGUCGGAGGACGAAUAUUACUCUGAGGAGGAGAGGAAUGCCAAGGCAGAGAAAGAGAGGAAGCAGGUCAUCCCUCCUCCGGCUCCACCAGUAGAGGAAGAGAAUGACAGUGAACCAGAAGAACCAUCUGGUGUGGAAGGAGCUGCUUUCCAGAGCCGUCUUCCUCAUGACCGUAUGACAUCCCAGGAGGCUGCUUGCUUCCCUGACAUAAUCAGCGGUCCCCAGCAGACUCAGAAGGUCUUCCUCUACAUCCGCAACCGUACGCUCCAACUGUGGCUGGACAACCCUAAGAUCCAGCUGACCUUUGAGGCCACAGCACAGCAGCUUGAAGCUCCAUACAACAGUGAUGCUGUGCUGGUCCACAGGAUACACAGCUACCUAGAAAGGCAUGGACUCAUUAACUUUGGCAUUUACAAGAGGGUCAAGCCUUUGCCCACAAAGAAGACCGGCAAGGUUAUAGUCAUUGGUGGAGGUGUGUCUGGCCUAGCUGCAGCCAGGCAGCUGCAGAGCUUCGGGAUGGAUGUUACAGUAUUGGAGGCCAGGGACCGUGUUGGAGGCAGAGUGGCCACAUUUAGGAAGGGCAACUAUGUUGCUGAUCUGGGAGCCAUGGUGGUGACAGGGCUGGGGGGGAAUCCCAUGGCAGUGAUCAGUAAGCAGGUUAACAUGGAGCUGGCCAAGAUCAAACAGAAGUGUCCACUGUAUGAAGCCAAUGGCCAGGCUGGUGAACGGUGCACAAGUGUGCCAAAAGAAAAAGAUGAGAUGGUGGAGCAAGAGUUCAACAGAUUGCUGGAGGCCACCUCCUACCUCAGCCACCAGCUGGACUUUAACUUCCUCAACAACAAACCUGUUUCUCUGGGACAGGCCCUGGAGGUGGUCAUACAGCUGCAGGAGAAGCAUGUAAAAGAUGAGCAGAUAGAACACUGGAAGAAGAUUGUAAAGACUCAGGAAGAUCUCAGGGAUCUUCUCAACAAGAUGGUGACCACUAAGGAACGAGUUAAGGAGCUCCAUCAGCAGUAUAAAGAGGCCAGUGAAGUCAAACCACCCAGAGAUAUCACAGCUGAGUUCCUGGUGAAGAGCAAGCACCGUGACCUCACCGCGCUCUGCAAAGACUAUGAUGAGUUGGUGGAGAUGCAGGUCAAGCUGGAGGAGAAGCUGCAGGAGCUGGAGGCCAAUCCACCCAGUGAUGUUUACCUGUCAUCUAGGGAUCGGCAGAUCCUAGACUGGCACUUUGCCAACUUGGAGUUUGCCAACGCUACGCCCCUCUCCACCCUUUCUCUCAAGCAUUGGGAUCAGGACGAUGACUUUGAGUUCACUGGCAGCCACCUGACAGUAAGGAAUGGUUACUCUUGUGUUCCCGUGGCCCUGGCUGAAGGCUUGGACAUCAAACUAAACACAGCAGUGCGGCAGGUUCGAUAUACAGCCUCUGGCUGUGAGGUGAUAGCAGUCAACACUCGCUCCACGACCCAGACCUUCAUAUACAAGUGUGAUGCUGUGCUGUGCACCCUGCCUCUCGGUGUGUUAAAGCAGCAGCCUCCUGCUGUGCAGUUUGUCCCCCCGCUGCCUGAGUGGAAGACAUCUGCUAUACAGAGGAUGGGCUUUGGCAACCUCAACAAGGUGGUGUUGUGUUUUGACCGUGUGUUCUGGGAUCCCAGUGUCAACUUGUUUGGUCAUGUUGGCUCCACGACAGCAAGUCGGGGCGAACUCUUCCUCUUCUGGAACCUCUACAAAGCCCCGAUCCUACUCGCUCUGAUGGCUGGCGAGGCCGCUGGCAUCAUGGAGAACAUCAGUGAUGACGUGAUUGUCGGACGCUGCCUGGCCAUUCUCAAAGGAAUAUUUGGAAGCAGCGCUGUACCGCAGCCAAAGGAAACUGUGGUCACUCGUUGGCGUGCAGACCCCUGGGCGCGGGGCUCCUACUCGUACGUCGCAGCAGGUUCUUCGGGUAACGACUAUGACCUUAUGGCACAACCCAUCACACCUGGCCCUGCUAUACCGGGAGCCUCACAGCCGGUCCCUCGUCUCUUCUUCUCUGGGGAGCACACUAUCAGAAAUUACCCCGCUACAGUCCAUGGCGCCCUGCUCAGUGGGCUCCGCGAGGCCGGACGCAUUGCAGAUCAGUUCCUGGGUGCCAUGUACACGCUUCCCCGGCAGGCCACUCCCACAGCCGCCAGCAACCCUCAGCAGGCUCAGCCCACCCCCAGUGUCUGAAAUUGCUUCUCCCAAUUCCUGCCAACUCCAGACUGUCAGACUAACUACAGCAUUUUUGAGAAAAAUACAAAAGUUUACACACAAACUGUUCAUUUCUGUAUGUGAAAGAUCUUGGAAUUCGCAGACACAACUUUGCAUCUUUGCCUUUACUCAAGUAAUGACACUUGGAUUUAUUUUCUGGCUUUAGGUAUGAUGUGAAAUUGAGAUUCCUUAACUGGAGCAUUUCAGUUCCUCAGACUUUUAUUUUGAGAUGUUCGUGACUACUCAUUUCCAGCAAAUUAUGGAGACAGAUGUAACAUACUACAAAGACUUGGCAAUGCUAAAGAAUGAAGAAUAAAUCCCAAUUUUGUUACAUACUAAUGUAUUAACAUCUAAGACUUUAUAAAUAUGUGAUUUCCCAGUCUUAAAAACAGAAGCAUGGCAUUACGUUUGGUACUCUGAGUGAUUUUGAUUCCAUAUGGAGCAUGUUUCCAAAACCCAACAUCUAUUUAUGUGUUGUCUAAAUACUAAAUGUGCACACAACCUAAAACCAGAUAUCAUAUAAGACAGAUGACCAACUCAGUGGCACAGUGUCAGUCUACUAAAACUGUUUCUUUUAUCUCUGCAAAAGACAUCUCCCUCUGGUGUCGUCAUAGAGACCUUGUCUUGGUUGUCUUAAAAACAUUGCUAUGUACUGUAGCUGUAUGCCUCCUAAAUUUACUUUCUAUUAUUUAGGUUGCAGAGUGUAGUGAAAAUAGUUUGUAUUAAAAGCUAAAAAGACAUAUGUUGAAAGAAUUGUGAAUGUUUUUGUUUCCAUAGCAGUUUAAGUAUUUUAUUAUGGUUGUCAUCACAUACUUUUUUAUGUCAAUUGUUUUGUUAUUAAAAGAAGAAAGAAAGUGCA
Siniperca chuatsi (mandarin fish) is the source of this 3569-nucleotide messenger RNA. RefSeq names its product lysine (K)-specific demethylase 1a (gene kdm1a). Gene Ontology annotation, cellular component: nucleus. Lineage: Eukaryota; Metazoa; Chordata; Actinopteri; Centrarchiformes; Sinipercidae. Bases 122 to 2689 code for a protein of 855 amino acids. Gene Ontology annotation, molecular function: oxidoreductase activity; protein binding; flavin adenine dinucleotide binding. The transcript is spliced from 22 exons. Gene Ontology annotation, biological process: regulation of DNA-templated transcription. The record is from RefSeq and is a predicted model, not a curated record.